This is a messenger RNA of Musa acuminata subsp. malaccensis (wild Malaysian banana), 2572 nucleotides long. RefSeq names its product BTB/POZ domain and ankyrin repeat-containing protein NPR2 (gene NPR1D). Lineage: Eukaryota; Viridiplantae; Streptophyta; Magnoliopsida; Zingiberales; Musaceae. Gene Ontology annotation, molecular function: protein binding. Gene Ontology annotation, cellular component: nucleus. Gene Ontology annotation, biological process: systemic acquired resistance, salicylic acid mediated signaling pathway; regulation of jasmonic acid mediated signaling pathway; defense response to bacterium. The record is from RefSeq and is a predicted model, not a curated record.
GAGAGAGAGGGAGAGAGAGCCAUAUCCCUGAAAUCUAGCGAAAGAGUUCCCGGACAUCCCACUGUAGAGAUCGCAUUUCUGAUCGCCGCGGAAGUACGAAUCCGUUUUGUGGGUGCAUGUCUUGGUUUCCGCUGAAGUUUUGGUGGAUUUCGAUGGGUUUCUCUUCGUUUUCCGCUUUGAUUCUGUUGGUAUCGACGGCUUGAUCGGUUUAUUGCCCCAGUGAUUAUUGGGUUUUUGGUGGAAUUACUGCGAGAAAGGUGUCUUUUUGAUUGAGAUUUCUUCUCUGCGCUUCGAAUUUCGACGCUCUUAGCAGCAAUUGUCCGUGUAUAAGGUCCUGGAUCAACAAGGUUGGAUUUUGGAUUGGAGUAGGUGAUAUCUGCGGAAAUUUGCCGAGAAAAGAUCGGUUUUUGGAAGCAUAGGAUGUGAGAUAGUCCGGAUCUUGGAUCUUUAGGAGCAAGAUUGUAGGAAUCUGGGCUUCUACGCCAUGCCUAAUGCCACGGAGCCUUCGUCUACCAUAAGCUUCGCCUCCUCCUCCUACCUCUCCAAUUGCUCGAGUGCCUACCAUGCUCCCGUCGCCGCCCCUAACCCCCCGGUCCAGCACGCAGCGCCCGACGGCGGGACGAACCUCGAGGUCUUGAGCCUCAGCAAGCUGAGCUCCAAUCUCGAGCGCCUCCUCGUGGACACCGAGUUCGACUGCACCGACGCUGAGAUCAUGGUCGAAGGGGCCCCUGUUGGCGUACACCGCUGCAUCCUGGCAGCCCGGAGCCGGUUCUUCCGCGAGCUUUUCUCGCGGGAAGGAAGCGGAGGGGCUCCGCGGGAGGGGAAGCCCAGGUUCGACAUGGACGAGCUGGUCCCCGGUGGCCGGGUUGGCCGGGAGGCCUUCAUGGUCUUCUUGAGCUAUCUGUACACGGGCAAGCUGAAACCAGCCCCACAGGACGUGUCGAUCUGCGUCGACAGGUUCUGCGCGCACGACUCGUGCCCGCCGGCAAUUGGCUUCGCCGUUGAGCUCAUGUAUGCGUCUUCUGUCUUUCAGAUCGCCGAGCUUGUCUCACUCUUACAGUUUACUGCUGCGGAGCCAACUUGUUCUUCUUUCUGUAAUGCACAGCGUCGACUUCUGAAUUUUGUUGAGAAGGCUCUGGUGGAAGAUGUAAUCCCUAUCCUUCAGGUUGCUUCCCACUCAAAGCUUAACCAGUUGCUCACUCACUGUGUACAAAGAGUGGCUAGGUCAGAUCUUGAUGAUAUUGCUCUUGAGAAGAAGCUCCCACAAGAAGUAACUGAUGAAAUUAGAUCAUUGCGCCGCAAAUCCCAGCCCAAGGAAUCUAAUGUCACUGUGGAUCCUGUCCAUGAGAAAAGAAUUAAAAGAAUCCACAGAGCCCUGGAUUCAGAUGAUGUUGAACUCGUAAAGUUGCUCUUGAGUGAGUCUGGAGUCACUCUUGAUGAUACAUAUGCUCUGCACUAUGCGGCUGCUUACUGUGAUUCCAAAGUCAUCGCUGAGUUGUUAGACCUUGGGUCAGCCAAUGUGAACUUGAAGAACGAUAAAGGAUACACACCACUUCAUGUGGCUGCAAUGCGAAGAGAGCCCAAGGUGAUUGUGUCACUUCUCACAAAAGGUGCCUCUGCAUUAGAAACAACAGCUGAUGGUCAAAAUGCUGUUAGAAUAUGCAGGAGACUAACUAGGGCAAAAGAUUACUUUACAAAGACAGAGCAGGGACAAGAGUCAAAUAAAAAUAAGUUAUGCAUUGAUAUUCUAGAGAGAGAGGUGAGAAGAAACCCCAUGGUUGGAGAAGACGCCGUUACAUCACCGUUGUUGGCUGAUGAUCUACACAUGAAGCUUCUUUACCUGGAAAACAGAGUUGCAUUUGCGAGAUUGUUCUUUCCUGCUGAAGCCAAGGUAGCCAUGGAAAUAGCACAUGCGGACACGACUUCUGAAUUUACUGGUCUUUAUAAAUCUAGGAGCUCUAGUAACCUGAGGGAUGUCGACUUGAAUGAGACACCUGUAGUGCAAAAUAAGAGGCUGCGCACCAGGGUAGAUACCUUGAUGAAAACAGUGGAAUUGGGUCGCCGCUAUUUUCCCAACUGUUCACAAGUGCUAGAUAAGUUCCUGGAUGAUGACUUGCCUGAUCUGUUCUACCUCCAGAAGGGCAGCCCUGAUGAGCAGAAGAUCAAAAAGUUGCGCUUCUGUGAGCUCAAAGAGGAUGUCAGGAAGGCAUUCAGCAAGGACAAGGCCGGGAGCUUGCUCUCAGGGUUGUCAUCCUUGUCGUCCUCAUCGCUGCCUAAGGAUUAAACAAAUCAUCACAAGCCUGUAACAAACUGAAGUUGUAGGGAUUUUGUGAUGUACAUGUACAAUAGUUUUCGAGAAAAAUAUGGCAUAUAGGAAGUUCUUUUAGACGAGUUUACCAUAAAUGUCUGGACCGAAGACCAUGCAGCAAGAUCAAUAAUUAUCAGAAAGAAUGCUGUUUUCUGCUGCUACCAGAGGCAGGAGCCUGCUGUAUUUGUCUCGCCUUUUUGUUUGUGUGUAGAACUCUUUCUUUGAACAAAUAAUUACCAGAAUAAUAUGCAUCUUUUUGCAUCA